AACCAUUCCCCGUUUCAAAAACGACCCAGUUUCGCCGAUAUUUACAUAUAAAAAAAUUGUAUCUAUAGAACUAAUCAUAAAAAAAAUCCCAGAUAAGCACAAAAGUUUGUACAGAUAUAAUGAUAAUUAACUAUUUUUCUUUUUUAUUAUGGGAAGAUUAGUACUCACAAUAUCAUCCUCAACAACACCGCAGCUUCACCACCAUCAUAACCCUCCACCGAACUGGCGGCGGCCGAAAUCGAAUAAGAACGGGAUAAAGGAAGAGAAGAUGAUGGGACAAGAAGGGGAGAGCAGUAAUGGAGAGACCAACAAGCUACGGCGGCUGCCGCUGUCGGAAGUGGUGGGGGACUGUGUAAGGAGGUGGUUCCGUGAUACUCUCAACGAAGCUAGAGCUGGGGAUAUCAAUAUGCAGGUCCUCGUAGGCCAGAUGUAUUAUAGUGGCUAUGGUGUCCCUAGAGAUGCCCAAAAGGGAAGGAUUUGGAUGUCAAGAGCCUCGAGAGUUAGAUCUUCAGUUUGGAAAGUCAGCAAUAAGCGCCCAGGUUACAAUGCAAGUGACUCUGAUUCAGAUGAGUUGAUAGCUGGCUCUUGAAUAGGGUUCUUUGCAAUUUGUGCGCUGAGAAUUGCCUUGUGACGGUACCAUCCUUUUAUUGCUAAAUCUUUUCUAUUUUCCCUGCUUAUCACUGUACAUCAUGGUUGAAUGUAAUGUACAAAUUAUAAUCCUUAGAGAUGAAUAUGAUGUGUGGCUAAAUUAUUCUUUCUAGUCCAAGAUAUCAGUGUGCACUUGUUUGUAUCUCAUACAUUCUUAUGUCAUGUUCACUAAAUAACUAGUUGGAAUUAAUUCCCCAAACCAAAUAAUGCUUUGAA
Messenger RNA from Olea europaea var. sylvestris, 864 nucleotides. RefSeq lists its product as uncharacterized. Gene Ontology annotation, molecular function: protein binding. NCBI's taxonomy places the organism in Eukaryota, Viridiplantae, Streptophyta, Magnoliopsida, Lamiales, Oleaceae. The transcript has 4 exons. Bases 149 to 589 code for a protein of 146 amino acids. The record is from RefSeq and is a predicted model, not a curated record.